Messenger RNA from Prinia subflava (tawny-flanked prinia), 2707 nucleotides. It is a transcript of the gene WNT10A, whose product is annotated as Wnt family member 10A. Gene Ontology annotation, molecular function: cytokine activity; frizzled binding. NCBI's taxonomy places the organism in Eukaryota, Metazoa, Chordata, Aves, Passeriformes, Cisticolidae. Gene Ontology annotation, cellular component: extracellular region. The record is from RefSeq and is a predicted model, not a curated record. Gene Ontology annotation, biological process: neuron differentiation; cell fate commitment; multicellular organism development. The transcript has 4 exons. The coding region runs from base 270 to 1436 and encodes 388 amino acids.
GCAGGGCGGGGGGUGCGCAGCCCUCGCCGGGCUCGGAGGGCGCCGGGGCGGCGGGAGGCGGGGGGGGCAUCCCGGGAGGAUGGCAGAGCCGCCCCGGCGAGCCGAGCCCCGGCGCGCAGGGAGCCAGUGAGAGGGAGGAGAGGGGAAAACACAAACAAGCAAACAACCCACAACAAACAAAGCGGGCAGAGAGCAGCGCCGAGCCCCGCCGCCCCUGCCCCAAAGGCGCCCGCCCGCCCGCAGCCCGCACAGCCGCUGCCCCAGCGAAGAUGCGCCCGGCCCUGGCCCACGGACUCUGCUCGCUGCUGCUCAGCCUCUGGGUACCCAGCUCCUGCUCCAACGAGAUCCUGGGCCUGAAGCUGCCAUCAGAGCCCGUGCUGAAUGCCAACACGGUGUGCCUGACCCUGCCGGGGCUGACGCGGCGGCAGCUGGAGGUGUGUGUGCGCCACCCGGACGUCACCGCCUCGGCCAUCCAGGGGAUCCAGAUUGCAAUCCAUGAGUGCCAGCACCAGUUCCGGGACCAGCGCUGGAAUUGCUCCAGCCUUGAGACCAAGAACAAGAUCCCAUACGAGAGCAUCAUCUUCAGCAGAGGCUUUCGCGAGAGCGCCUUUGCCUAUGCCAUAGCGGCGGCUGGCGUGGUGCACGCUGUGUCCAACGCCUGUGCCCUCGGGAAGCUGCAGGCCUGCGGCUGCGACCAGAAGCGCCGCGGCGACGAGGAGGCGUUCCGCCGCAAGCUGCACCGCCUGCAGCUGGAAGCCAUGAACCGCGGCAAAGGCAUGGUGCACGGGGUGCACAUGGAGCACAUGCCGGCAGAGACCCCCGGCCUCCAGGACUCCUGGGAAUGGGGAGGGUGCAGCCCGGAUGUGGACUAUGGAGAGAAGUUUUCCAAGGAUUUCCUCGAUUCCCGGGAAACCUACAGGGAUAUCCACUCCCGCAUGCGGCUGCACAACAACCGCGUGGGCCGGCAGGUGGUGAUGGACAAUAUGAGGAGAAAGUGCAAGUGCCACGGUACCUCAGGGAGCUGCCAGCUGAAGACAUGCUGGCAGGUGACGCCCGAGUUUCGCCUGGUGGGGUCCCUGCUCAAGGACCGUUUCUACGGGGCCACGCUCAUCCGGCCCCACAACCGCAACGCGGGGCAGCUGGAGCCGGGCCACGCUCGGCAUCGCCGCCGGGCUGGCAUCAGCGAGCUGGUGUACUUUGAGAAGUCACCCGACUUCUGCGAGCGAGAACCGGCCCUGGACUCCCUGGGCACUCAAGGGCGCCUGUGCAACAAGACCAGCCCGGGCAUGGACAACUGCGAGAGCCUGUGCUGUGGCCGCGGGCACAACAUCCUGCGGCAGACGCGCAGCGAGCGCUGCAACUGCAAGUUCCACUGGUGCUGCUUCGUGGCCUGCGAGGAGUGUCGCAUCACCGAGUGGGUCAGCGUCUGCAAGUAGCCAGGCGGGCAUGGGUGCCCACCCCAGGGUGCCAGGGACAAGCGCGCCUGCCUGCGGCAGGGGAGGGAGACGGGGAUUGGCGCUGGCGGGGAGGUGGAGCCGCGAUACCCGCUUCCCUCCGCUCCGAGGGAGCAGGAGAGGACAUGCUCGGCACCCUCCAAAAUCAGCACUUUGUCGUCACCUGGGAAGGGCAGGGCUGCCCGCUGCCCCCCAACCCCACAUGAGAGCACCAAGGCUCCCGGCCCCGGGGAGCGCACGGCCAUGCUGUACAGACCGCCGACACCAGCACCACUCGGGGGGCGGAGGGUGGGCGCGGGGUGGGGACUGCCCGCUGGCACCCAGCGGGACGGAGCAGGAUGGGGUCGUGGACAGCAGGGUAGGGGGAGCCCAGGGUGGGAGGGAAGUGGGGGACACACACACUAGCACUGUGCACAAGUUCCUCCAACCACAUACGAGGUUGUGCUCGGAGCAGGAUGGGGUUGGAGCACCCCAUGGGAUGGAGAAGGGUCACAGCUCCCCGGGCUGGGGCUCACCUCACCUCUGGGCUGGCUUGGGCUGUAGUAUCAUGGCCGGAGGGGCGGGUGCCCGGGGCUGUGCUGUGUAUGUCUGUGUUAUUAUAUGGUAAGUUAUUUUCUGAUUGUGAAUAAAAGUGGAUUGGAGACAGCACAGGGUAUUUCAGGAUGCAGCGCCCUGCUCUUCCUGCUGUCAAGGGCUCUCCAUUCCUCUAGGGUAACAAAAGGAUGGAGGGGGACCCUCGGUGCCACUGACCUACUUGUGUGAGACUCUCCCUGGUGCUCUGCUGCCAUCCCAUAAUAACCAUCCUAUGAGCUGUCUGCAGACUGGCAAGAGGUGGGGACCCAUCGCAGGCAUCCCCAACACUUGCAAGGUGGCUGCUGGGAAGCUUCUGCCCAGCUGGAUGCAUGCUAGACCCCAUCCAGCCCAUGGGAAUCCUGGCUGUUGCCCCCAUGCCCGUGACCAUGCUGGGGCUGGGAGCUGCCCCACUGUCUCCCACAUUCCUGGGGAGGGAUGGUGGGGCUGGAGGGCAGGGAGAGGGAAAGGCAGAGUGGGUGGGCCAGGCAAUGGGGGUCUGCAAAUGGCAGCUUGCUGUGGUGGUGGGGAGGGCACCCAUUUGUCUGCAGCAGCCUGCAGGGGCCAGGCAGUGAAUCAUGCUGCUGCUGUCUCCUGGCUGAUAACUUCUCUGCUCCUCCCACGGCUGUGCACCCCUUGGGGCACAAAAAAAAAAUAGAAGUGAAUUAAAAAAAAACAAACAA